Molecule: messenger RNA, 1006 nt
Organism: Sinocyclocheilus grahami
Lineage: Eukaryota; Metazoa; Chordata; Actinopteri; Cypriniformes; Cyprinidae
Product: DDB1- and CUL4-associated factor 5-like
Exons: 5
Coding region: 306-971 (221 amino acids)
Biological process (GO): negative regulation of fatty acid biosynthetic process
Cellular component (GO): cytoplasm; Cul4-RING E3 ubiquitin ligase complex
Molecular function (GO): protein binding
Source: RefSeq, a predicted model, not a curated record
UCACAAAUUAUAUAAACCGAAGCAUAUUACAUAACAUUCAAUCAGAAAGUACAGCAGCGGUUCUGGUUCGGAGUCAGUGAUCCGCUCUUGUGACGUCAUCACCCUUGCACCGGAGCAGGAAGUGCCGGCGGUCGGUGGGACUCUAAACAACCUUCUGUUUUUGCUGCGCACUUUCAUGCUUUACUGAGCAAACAUGUAACGGUACAUCCUCCAGCCGAAGCAGAAUCCACCGAAUCAUACCUGAGCUCAAACCCAUGACGGCUGGGACACUCUAGCGGUGGCGUUGAGACUUUACCGGAGGAGAGAUGAAGGAAGUGCGGGGCUGCGGCGUGCGGAGCGCCGUCGGGUUCCUUUCCCGCAGGACGAUCGGCGGACAGCCGCGGCUGAAGGAGGACUUCCAGAGGCGCAGACUGGCCGGCUGCUCCAGCCUCUAUAAGAAGGACAUGCUCGGCCACUUCGGCUGCGUCAACGCCAUUGAGUUCUCCAACAAUGGAGGCCAGUGGCUGGUGUCCGGUGGAGAUGACCGCAGGGUGCUGCUGUGGCACAUGGAGAAAGCAAUACACUCACGAGCCAAACCGAUCAAGUUGAAGGGGGAGCACCUGUCCAACAUCUUCUGCCUGGCAUUUGACAGCACCAACAAACGUGUUUUCUCAGGAGGAAAUGAUGAGCAGGUGAUUCUGCACGACGUAGAACGUGGCGAGACGCUCAAUGUCUUUUUGCAUGAUGAUGCUGUGUAUGGUCUGUCCGUCAGUCCUGUUAAUGAUAACGUCUUCGCCAGCUCAUCUGAUGACGGCCGAGUUCUCAUAUGGGACACAAGAGAACCGCCACAUGGAGAACCGUUCUGCUUGGCCAACUACCCCUCAGCGUUCCACAGCGUAAUGUUUAACCCAGUAGAACCCCGUCUGCUGGCCACUGCAAACUCUAAAGAGGGGGUGGGACUGUGGGACAUCCGCAAACCCCGCAGGUACUAACUUGUUAACGGUACCUUUUCCUGCUUAUUGCACAG